Topomyia yanbarensis is the source of this 3954-nucleotide messenger RNA. Its product is annotated as mucin-2-like. NCBI's taxonomy places the organism in Eukaryota, Metazoa, Arthropoda, Insecta, Diptera, Culicidae. The transcript is spliced from 3 exons. The record is from RefSeq and is a predicted model, not a curated record. The coding region runs from base 755 to 3082 and encodes 775 amino acids.
CGGACGCAAUUCCGGGAAGUUCCAAGCGGAGAAGAAGAAGAAGAAAAAGAGGACGAAUAACGAUCAUAAAGCCCCCAAACGAUUGCCUCACCAAUGUGUUCGACUAUCCAAAAACACGGAUGACGACGGCGGAUUGAUCAAACGCUCAGACUGACCCCGAAACGACCCAGUCAGUUCCAGUGGGAGGGAAUAGGAACGGCACUCGAAAACGUGAUAUCAGUCAAUCAGUCAGUGAUUCUCUAUUUUAUCGAGAACUAAGCCGUUAUUAGAAAAGAAGAAUCGAAACGAAAGCAGAUAGCGAUUAACCGUUUCCAACCGAGAACCCUCGCGAGCUGUUUUUAGUGCAGUGAGAAUUGGCCCCGUCGCGCCGAGGCAAGUGUAACAAAUCGAAGAAAUUGGUGCAAGAAAAUACAUUUGGAAAGUGAAAAUUCCAUUCUUUCGCGUUCGAAACAAGAUCAAUUUUCGCCAACCAAUAGCAAAAAAAAGGAGGGAGUUUCGUUUUGUAAGCCAGAAAAAGGCUAAUGACUCUUUGCUGAACCUCUCACGAAAGGGGGAAAACUUCUAUCCGUGCGCAGUAGUUGAUGUUGAGAGGCAAAAAGUGUUGGUAAAGAGCAAACAAGAUCCAGCAGCAGAUCCCGGACCGCAUCAUCAUCAUCAGCAACAACAACAACUUGGCCAGCGCUUCAAGACUGGACUGAGAGCGCGCACAUUCCAGGGCGCACAAGAGAGACCAAGUGGAGGUAAAAAUAACGCGAUGAAGCACAAAUCCAUUUUGCUGUUGUGUCUUUUGGUGGGGCCAGCACUGGCCAUGCCAAACAUGGAACCAAUCUAUUCCCGUGCCAACCGAAAUCCGCUGGAGGUGACGGAGGAGUUGAUCGUCACUACGAAUGCUCUGCCGCUGAAUGGAGCCAAAGACGAUGAUCAUCAAACGACGACCUCGACAGCAGCGCCAUCAUCCCAGUCGACUGUGGCACCGGCGACAUCCACGACGACACCAGCCCCAUCUACGGCACAGGAUGGCAAUAGCAGCCUUCUAUUCAAACGACCGGAUAUACCGCUGAAAACCAAGCUCGCAACUUCGGGAUAUGUCGUGUCCACCAGUACUAAAAUUCUUACCAGUGCUGGAAUACAACACCUUCCGAAGGCUUCCAGUAUGGAAGGGAAAGCCAAUGAACGCGUUGUCGCGUAUGAAAGCUUCCCAAGCCACAGCGGAGUUGCCGAACCAGUGUCCGACGAAGAGUUCCGCAAAGAAAUUGUCAAACCUACGGAACGAGGUCCAAUCCGACUACAAACAACUACACCGAGAGAAGGAUUAUCAACGUGGGUUUUGCUCAGUGGUAGCAAUUCGGUAACGUCAACUGAAUCGAAGAAGGAAAUAGUGAACACAACGAAAAAACCCUACACUAGCACCACUAGACGCCCCGCGACAACGAGUGGCCGAAAGCCGGUGACUACCCCACGUAGACGAACGACCACCAAUACACGAUCUACGUCGAUUAUAUCGGACGAAAAGAAGGAAAAGAUCAACAAGUUUAUAAACCGUAUCAAGGCAAGCUCUUUUCAGGAAAUGAUUAAGCCAAAGUUGGAUAAUAGUACCUUGAUCACCAAGAAGCCAAAGAAAACUUUGACGACCACUUCUACGACAACGACUCCGGCAACCACGACUACAACAACUACAACGGAAUUGACAAUUACAGAAGCAUCUCUCGGUAGCACCGCUGCCGACGAUCAUCCAGAAGAUAAUGCCCUCGAGACGUCGACCUUCCUAAUUCUGGAACCGAAAGAUGCUAUGUUCGAUCUUCCCGAGGAUCGUUCUCCGACCAAGGUUGGUAAGAAGAAACCCACCCGAAAAACAGCAACAUCCACGAAGAAAAAAACCAUCAAGAAGAAACCCGAAGAAAAGGUUGCUGUGGGCAAACCGGGUGAUAAGGUUAAACCGACAAAGGGCAAACCGAUGACUACUCAGAUCAUGAAUUUCCUAUCCCGGGAGGUUAUGCCAACGGUUGGAGUCGGUCUCGUUGGGCUGGUCAUCACAGCCGGUCUAGCUUCGUACUUCCUCGGCAGUCCGUUAACGGCAGCACUUCGUAGAUCUGACGAAACUAACCGGAAGGAUGAUGUUUACUUCUCAAACUUUGAAGAUUACGCCACAACCGACGGUCAGAAUGAGGAAGAAGUCUUCGGAAAACUGAUCGCUGGUAUGCCUGAACGAUCCUACUACCGUAAUAACAUUCGCCGACGAAUCAGUCAACCGUCCCGAACCGGUCAUCAGUAUGGAAACUAUCACGUACAAAGUUACUCCGCCAAUAAGUACCCCCACAUAAACUAUCGAAACCGGCCAGCAUACGCCGGGACUCCGGAAAUGUACGCCAUGUACAACCGAAACGUCCAGGCGAAGUCACACAACGAAUUCUUUUACAACACACCACCGAGCUUCCAGACGAAGAUGAGCACCCCGUUGUUCACACCUUCGGAAAGCCCGGUAUACACGUCGACUUCGACAACACAAACACCACUGACAAGUGCCGAUCCAGCUCCAGCAUCGGUCGAAAACAUGGACGAUCCAGAGGAAUCGAGUCCCGAGAUGCUUCCGAAUCCAGCGCCUUACACGGCAGAACACAGACCGGAACAUCACGCCCAGUACGUAGUAGGAAGCAUCUACCAUCAGGACAAUAGCAUGCUGGAUAUCAUCACUUCCGCACCCGUACCGGAACAUGGUCCCCGUCGUCGAAAGCGUGAUCUUAGCAUCGAACGAAACGAAAGCGAUCUGGACAAUGAAAUUGUAGGAAGUGAAGAGGAGAAACCACACCCCUCAAGCACCACCACAUCGACGGCAUCGGCUGAAGUUGCUGACCUGGAGGGUAGCAACGGAACCACCGAGGACGAUAAGAACACCAGCGUUGGUGUACUGCCAGCUAACGAGGGACCGAUCACGUGGUCGGAACUGAUUCGCAACACGGUCGAAAUGAAAAUGGUUAUGGGUAUCAAACUGCUGCAGGAGAUGACGUCGCAGUUUCAGAGAUAUCUGAACGGAGUUCAGAACCGUGUCGGUGGUGUUUUCAAUCAGACUACGGUUCGCCAGUGAUCUCUGGAAUCUCUCAUCCAAAUUUAGAGUUAAGCGACAUUCGGGAUACUCCAAUGGCGAGCGAAUAAUAGAUAAUAGAAACCGGUCGGGUGUUGAACGGGGACACGAGCUUGAGGAUUGAAUUCUCGUUGCUGUCACAGUUAGGUUUUACAUAACCCCACAAACUGAGACGGAUGAAUUUCCUUCGACAAUUCUCGGUGGUUUGUUUACAUGGGAGUUACGUGAGUUCGAAUGUAACAGAUGAGUACCCGUUGCACUCGAAUCCACGCAACUGACAAAGUAAACAACCUAUCGAGAAGUGUCAAACAUGAACUUCAUUCAUCAUGAGUUCAUUCGUGUCGUCAUGUUGUAGAACUCAGUAGGUUCUGUGAUGGCUUAAAUCUACGCGCCUAAUUCAUCUACUUUCAUUCGAAACUCAUUAUUUCAUUGUCAUCAUUUUCGGAAACAUACACUGCCAUCUAUCAAUCAUCGAGAAGAAACAUUUUAACUUACCUUUACCCAUCGGAAAAUCGCGUCCAAUGAGAAUUGUCUCCUGAUCUCGUAUCUCCAACAAAAUCACACCCAAACCGUGUAGUAGUACUGCACAUGGAAAGCAAGUGUCAUGCUGGAAAACUGACCCUGCUUUCCAUGUAUUGAUGAUGGUUUUUGAAAACGCACCCUCGGCCUGCUAGGAUGAAACUGCUUGGGGUAACUUUCGAGUGUUUUUGAUUCAUCGCUUUGCGCACGCAGCGCCUGCUUUGUUUUCUUUUUAGUUAUUCGAACACCUUGAAUUCAGUCAAUUUGUACUACGAAAUCGGGCAGUAAAAAAAAUGCGGAUGAACGAUGGUGUUGUGAAAUCUUAUUUCGGCAUUGUUGUACAUACCUUUAAGACA